Solea solea (common sole) is the source of this 6769-nucleotide messenger RNA. RefSeq names its product TAO kinase 2b (gene taok2b). The record is from RefSeq and is a predicted model, not a curated record. NCBI's taxonomy places the organism in Eukaryota, Metazoa, Chordata, Actinopteri, Pleuronectiformes, Soleidae. The transcript is spliced from 21 exons. Gene Ontology annotation, biological process: protein phosphorylation. Bases 582 to 4085 code for a protein of 1167 amino acids. Gene Ontology annotation, molecular function: protein kinase activity; ATP binding.
GCAGCACUUCCGCUUUCCUUUCGGCUCCCGCCCCGCUCCGCCAUCAUGAAGUCCUGAACAAAAACGGAUGAGAGUCGAGCAAAAUGGGGAGAACAUGAACUGGACAUGGAUUCCACCGACAGCACUAACGCAAUGACAGUACACAGUGGAGCGCGGAGCGGAGCCGUGGAAAGGAAUGAACACGUUUGUCGUUGAAAACUCAGCAGACGGCUUCUGGCGAUAGGUUAUAUUAGUUAGCAGUGUGGCUAACAGCAGUUCUCGAGCUAGCCUGUGGUUUUCUUGUGGAGACAGCUCUGCUGCUGCUGCUGCUGCUGCUGCUGGUUGGCAGAGGCGUCCGUCAGCAGCAAGCUGUCACUUCAACUGCCUGCCACUGUGCUCCAUGUCAAGUAGCGCAGACCGUUUGACUGAGAUCAUCGGGAUGGAGGGGGACCUCGAAAAAAGCGUCGGCAGACAGAAUGUGGCUGGGUCGUGUUGAAUAGACACCAGCGCCGAGGGGGAGUGAGACCAAUAUUUUUCCUGCCAGGCCGGUUAGCUAGCUCUAGAGCUAGCUACAGUGGAUCCCAAAAGCCACGGCGCUGAUCAUGCCAUCGAGUGUGCGGGCCGGGAGCCUGAAGGACCCGGAGGUGGCUGAACUGUUCUCCCGGGACGAUCCCGAGAAGCUCUUCACAGACCUGAGGGAGAUUGGACAUGGGAGCUUUGGAGCAGUUUACUUUGCCCACGACAUCCGCACCAAUGAGGUGGUGGCCAUCAAGAAGAUGUCCUUUAGUGGCAAACAGUCCAACGAGAAAUGGCAGGAUAUCAUCAAGGAAGUCAAGUUCCUCCAGAAACUGCGCCACCCCAACACCGUCGAGUACCGCGGCUGCUAUCUGAGAGAGCACACAGCAUGGCUGGUGAUGGAGUACUGCUUGGGUUCAGCCUCUGACCUCUUGGAAGUCCACAAGAAACCCCUCCAGGAGGUGGAAAUAGCUGCCAUAAUCCAUGGUGCAUUGCAGGGAUUGGUGUACCUACACUCUCACAACAUGAUUCACAGGGACGUGAAAGCAGGAAACAUCUUGCUAACAGAGCCGGGUCAAGUCAAACUGGGUGACUUUGGCUCUGCCUCCAUUGUUGCUCCAGCCAACUCUUUUGUGGGAACACCUUACUGGAUGGCCCCUGAGGUGAUCCUGGCCAUGGACGAGGGUCAGUACGACGGGAAGGUAGAUGUGUGGUCACUUGGCAUUACCUGCAUAGAGCUGGCGGAAAGGAAGCCUCCUCUGUUCAACAUGAAUGCUAUGAGUGCCUUAUACCACAUCGCCCAGAAUGAGAGCCCCGUGUUGCAGUCUAAUCACUGGUCUGACUAUCUCCGCAAUUUUGUGGACUCCUGUUUGCAGAAGAUUGCCCAGGACAGACCUACCUCUGAUGUGCUGCUCAAGCACCACUUCAUGUGCAGGGAACGUCCCAUUACAGUGGUGAUGGACCUGAUCGCACGCACCAAGGACGCUGUCCGUGAGCUGGACAAUCUUCAGUACCGGAAGAUGAAGAAAAUCCUCUUCCAUGAGGCACACAACGGUCCUGCUCCAGAGGGAGGGGAUGAGGAGGAGGAUGUGGAGCAGUACAUGCUGCGCACCGGCACAGUCAACAGUAUGGAGAGCUCCCACUCUCUGCCAUCCAUGUCAAUCAGUGCCAGCUCCCAGAGCAGCUCUGUCAACAGCCUGGCGGACGGCUCUGAUGACAGCGGGGAGAUGGCCAUGAUGCAGGAGGGAGAGCACACCGUCACCUCCAAUAGCUCCGUCCUGCACAAGCCCCUGAGCCAUGACAACAUCUACGAUGAUCCCUAUCAGCCAGAGGUCGACUUGCAACGAGAGGUUUCUGCCAGUGGAGGAGGAGGAGGAGGAGGGAGGCGCCGUCGAGGCAGAGACCACUUUGCCACCAUCAGAACAGCCUCACUCGUCACUCGCCAGAUCCAAGAACACGAACAGGGCUCAGCGCUGAGAGAGCAGAUGUCUGGGUACAAGCGAAUGCGGCGGCAACACCAGAAGCAGCUGAUGGGUCUGGAGAACAAGCUGAAGGCAGAGAUGGACGAGCACCAGCUGAGACUGGACAAAGAGCUGGAGAACCAGAGGAACAGCUUCUCAAUGGAGGGGGAUAAACUCUCCAAGAAGCACCAGGCUAUUCUGGAGAAGGAGACUAAGGCCGUCAUGACUGAGGAGAAGAAGUUCCAGCAGCACAUCCUGGCUCAGCAGAAGAAGGAGCUGACCGGUCUGCUGGAGUCGCAGAAACGUCAGUAUCGACAACGAAAGGAGCAGCUCAAAGAGGAACUAAACGAGAACCAGUCGACGCCAAAGCGAGAGAAACAGGAGUGGUUGGUGCAUCAGAAGGAGUGUCUGCAGCAGCUGCAGGCGGAAGAGGAGGCCAAUCUGCUGCGGCGCCAGAGGCAGUACUACGAGCUUCAGUGUCGUCAGUACAAGAGGAAGAUGUUGCUGGCACGCCACAACCUGGAGCAAGAUUUGCUGCGAGAGGACCUGAACAAGAAGCAGACGCUGAAGGACUUGGAGUGCGCCAUGCUGCUGCGUCACCACGAGUCCACCCAGGAGCUGGAGUUCCGCCAGCUGGGUCUGGUGCAACGCACGCGCGCUGAGCUGAUCCGCACGCAGCACCAGACGGAGCUCACCAACCAGAUGGAGUACAACAAGAGGCGCGAGCAAGAGCUGCGGCAGAAACACGCCGUGGAGGUCCGCCAGCAGCCCAAGAGCCUCAAAUCCAAAGAGCUUCAGAUCAAGCGUCAGUUCCAGGACACGUGUAAGAUCCAGACCCGUCAGUACAAGGCCCUGCGCAACCACCUGCUGGAGAACACGCCCAAGUCGGACCACAAGGCCGUGCUGAAGCGGCUGAAGGAUGAGCAGACGCGUAAGCUGGCCAUCCUGGCCGAGCAGUAUGACCACUCCAUCAAUGACAUGCUGUCCACUCAGGCUCUGCGACUGGAUGAAACUCAGGAAGCGGAGUACAAGGUGCUGCGGAUGCAGCUGCAGCAGGAGCUGGAGCUGCUCAACGCCUACCAGAGCAAGAUCAAGAUCCACACUGACACACAGCAUGAGAGGGAGGUCAAGGACCUGGAGCAGAGGGUCUCCAUCCGCCGCGCCUUGUUAGAACAGAGGAUCGAGGAGGAGAUGCUGUCGCUGCAGAACGAACGCUCCGAGCGUAUCCGCACGCUCCUGGAGCGUCAGGCCAGUGAGAUCGAGGCCUUUGACUCGGAGAGCAUGCGCCUGGGCUUCAGCAACAUGGCACUGACUGGCAUCCCCAGCGAGGCCUACCCCAAGCAGGGCUAUUCCAACGCCCCCGCCCCCAGCUCCCGCUCUGCCGGCCACUGGAGCCACGGCAUUCACCCGCAGAACAUGCCGGCGCUGCAGCAGCACUCCCGCCGCAGCCACAACAGCAGCAGCAGCAGCAGCAGCGGCAUUGGCAGCAGCAGCAGCAGCGGAGGCGACCGCAGGAGCGAAGUGUCCUCUUCCUCCCACGCCCUGGGAAUGGCCCUCGGGUUGGUCCGGGAUGGAAGGGAGGUGCAUCACUCGUCCCGCUCUUCUGCCUCCUCUUCCUCCUCCUCAUCCUCGUCUUCCUCCCACCACCAGCGGCACCACCUGCCCCAGCACUACCACCACCAGAGCACGCCACAGCUGUACCGCGAGCGGGAGCGGGAUCGAGAUAGGGAGCGGGAGAAGGAGAGGGAGCGGGAGUGGGCUGGAGUGAGAGGCUCCGGCGGUGACCUGGCCCACCCACACCCCCUGCCCUUCUCCCAUCACCUGCCCUCACGCUCCUCCUCCCAGUCCCUGGCCAUGCUACCUCCCCCACCACCUGCCCCUCCCUCCAUCUCCGGCCCCUCCUCCUCUUCCUCGUCCUCCUCCUCCUCGCAGGGUGGGAUAUAUGGUGGCGGCGGGCUGGGUGUGCGUGGUGCCCCUAGUCUGAUGGCGCUGAGGAAUAGUCCCCAGCCUCUGAGGAGGACGGCGUCUGGAGGGGGACCUGGAGGUGCUGGGGGCAGCGACGGUGUUCUGAGCCGCAGCACCUCCGUCACUUCACACAUCUCUAACGGCUCACACCUCUCUUACUCUUAGAUGGGAGAUGGAAGGGAGGGCGUGAUUUUAGGAUGGUAGCUAUCACAGGUUGCAUCUCAAUAUUCUCAGUUUGCCUCAAGUGUUCUUUCCUGGAAGAAUGUCAGCUCUCAGAACAGCUAACAUGCAGAGGAUUCUGGGAUAUUACUGUUUCCUCUUCCAUAAAACCAGGAGGCAAACUGGGGCUACAUCCAUACUACUGUGUUUUCAUUUGAAAACAGUAUUUCUUUUUGAAAUCCAUACUAACACACCUGAAAACAAUGAUAAUAUGAAUAUUCAGGUUCACUGAGCAUGAUGAUGCUGAUUCUCUCCUCUGCAGAAAAGUGUUUCCAAUGAGAAACAACGAUAGUUGAUGUCAGAGCAAGGGUUUCUGUUAGUGGACAGAUAACUGAAGUGUUAACACUUUUUCAUUCACAACUGGUAGUUUUGGCUGAUAUGAACUAAACAGGAAGCGAAUGCGAGUAACUAAGACUAAGAUCCAGACCACGUGUGGGUAUUUUUUGAAAACGUACAUUAGCUCUCAGAAAACGCACAUUUCAGAAAAAUCCCUGAAUUUCACAAUCUCCCUUCAUAGUGUAUAUGCAUUAACAGAGGAGACAGGGAGUUGUUGGCCCCGUCCCCAUGGAAACAGAACGAAAUGUAAACAAUCGUUUUCUUUGUUGUUCCAUAAACACGGCGUCCUUUCAGGAAAUUAUCAUCAUCCGCACAAAACCUCCCAAAACCAACUACUAUUACUGAACAAGAAAAGAAAUAAAGUUUAUUUGAAUUAUACAUUACAAUGUUUGCAGCCACAGACACAGAACGACGAACGAAACGUCGUGUGUUGUUGUCGAUCAGGUUUAUUUACGGCCAGACCUGUGCUAGUGUUAGCAUUGCUUACUGGAGUUUUACUAUGGUGACACUUUGGCUGUGUUCCAUUUAAAUUGGAGCAUUAAAGCGUUAUUGAGCUAGCCAUUGUUAGCAACACCAGUCAGUAGCAAUGCUCCAUGUGGUAUUCCGUGUGCAUACAUAGCGUAGCAACAUGUCUUGAACAGUACUACACGGUUGAACAGUACUACACGGUUGAACAGUACUACAUGAUUGAACAGUACUACAUGGUUGAACAGUACUAUGUGUGCUAUUCAUGGUGAAAGUAGCAGUGUUUCUAUGGUGACGGCCGUCUUGGGUUGGUGAAGUGUCAGAGUUGGAAGUUCAAACCUCGGAAACUUCGGAGUUUUGACUACGAAUGGAACCAAUUUUUUGAAUCUUGUUUUUGUGAGUGGUUUUUCUACAGGAACAGACAUUUUGUCUAUCUCUCUCCCGAUUGGCCGACAAGGCUCGACAGUCAUAGUUAUAUUGCCGCCUGGUGACUCGGCAUGUUUUGAUAGCACCUAACAGUGGGUCUUUGUGUUUUCAUGUGGACGAAGAUCUUUUAGAAAACUUGUGUGGACGCCCCCGAGUUUGCGAACACAAUUUUGGAGCUCGCGUUGUUUUCAGACCGUUGUCAGGACAGUAUGAUAGCAGAUGAAUCAGCAGCAGAGUGGAUUUGUUUUGAAAUGAAAAUGGAACAGUGUAGAUGUAGCCCGACUGUACUGAGCUGCAGCCUGCGUCUUUAGACUCAGGGUGGCUCCAGAGCUUUUCCCCCAUUCUCACAGGUAUAAAAAAAAAGGGAGGGAGGACCUGUAACACCACCAUUGCAGUGAGGUGAAGUUAGACUGUGUGUACUGUUUUAUGUAAAAAAGUCAAAUAGGAAUGUGUGAAGAGAAAGACAUUCAGCCUUUUUUUUCCCUCCCAGAGCUGCAGAGACAGAGAGAGAGGACGGCAGCCAUGUCUUCUUCUAUGAUGUUCUACAAUGGAAUGGAGAAAGAGAGAGGACGGGGGGGGGGGAGACGAACAAAGGGGAGUAAUGUGCGCUCGUUUUUGCAUUGUGUACGUACCUGUAUGUAGUGUGUAGUGUCUAGAUAUUAUCUAGCAAGCACUCGCAGCUCCUGAAAGGAAAAAAAGAGCGGAGAAUCACAAAAGCUGGGUCAUUUGAGUUUCCAGCCCGGAGGAGACUGGAAAAAUACUUUAUUGAUUUUCAGCAUUCAAGGUUGUUGUUUUUUAAGUACAGUAUAUAAAAAAAAAAGAACACAAAAAUGAGUUUCUCGGAACAUCACCGAUGCCUUUAAGGGGUUCUUAAAGGGAUGUUAUGCCUCAAGAGUGUUUAUGGGACGAUUUCAAACCCAGAAUGUUUUUAGAGACUGUUAGCUCAGCAGGGACGAGGAGAAACAUUCAUGUACACAUGAGAAAAACACAAAAAAAGCUUUUUGGGAUCCAUGGCAUAUUGAGUAUCUAAAUAACAGGUGUCUCACGCCGGCCGAUGCAUGAAAUAGAUGUACAGUAGAAACAUUUGUUAACAUGACCAAACACAUUUGAAGUGUGCUGUUCCUGUCCCAGUCUCACCGGCAUCUCACCUCACUUUCCUUUCUGCGAUCUUUAUUGUACAUAUUUAUGGGGAAUAUUAUGAAGAAAAUCAAGUGGUUUGGUUUUAUAGUGUCACAGAGAUAACAAUUGUAGUUUUUUUUGAUAUAUUCAAACAAGUAUUGAAUUCAAAGGUUUAGAGCAACAACGAUCCCGACGGCAUUUUUUUUAUUGGUGUCAAUAUUACCAUAACUAACCCUGAUGUAAUUGCUGUUGUAAUCAUGUUCCUGUUUUUCUCAUAAGGAGAA